AUGAUUACUUCACCCUCUCCAGAAACAAGAAAACUAAAUUACGGUUUUCCAGUUCUUGUGACUCCAGAAACAAUAAAACUAAUUUAUGGUUCUCCAGUUCUUGUGACUCCGGAAACAACAAAACCAAUUAACAGUUUGGCAGUUCUUGUUACUCCGGAAACAAGAAAACUAGUUUACGGUUCGCCAGUUCUUGUGACUCCGCAAACAAGAAAAAGAAUUUACGGUUCUCCAGUUCUUGUGACUCCGGAAACAAGAAAACUAAUUUAUGGUUCUCCAGUUCUUUUGACUCCGAAAACAACAAAACCAAUUAACAGUUUGCCAGUUCUUGUUACUCCGAAAACAAGAAAACCAGUUUAUGGUUCUCCAGUUCAUGUGACUCCAGAAAUAAAAAAAAACUAG
Molecule: messenger RNA, 399 nt
Organism: Limulus polyphemus (Atlantic horseshoe crab)
Lineage: Eukaryota; Metazoa; Arthropoda; Merostomata; Xiphosura; Limulidae
Product: salivary glue protein Sgs-3-like
Exons: 1
Coding region: 1-399 (132 amino acids)
Source: RefSeq, a predicted model, not a curated record